This is a messenger RNA of Harpegnathos saltator (Jerdon's jumping ant), 3502 nucleotides long. It is a transcript of the gene Pitslre, whose product is annotated as cyclin dependent kinase 11B pitslre. NCBI's taxonomy places the organism in Eukaryota, Metazoa, Arthropoda, Insecta, Hymenoptera, Formicidae. The coding region runs from base 493 to 3084 and encodes 863 amino acids. The transcript has 8 exons. Gene Ontology annotation, cellular component: nucleus. Gene Ontology annotation, molecular function: ATP binding; protein serine/threonine kinase activity. The record is from RefSeq and is a predicted model, not a curated record. Gene Ontology annotation, biological process: protein phosphorylation; regulation of mitotic cell cycle.
AAGCAAGUUGAACGAUCCUGUAAAUUGCUUUUUAUCCAAUAAGAGAGCGCAUUUGAACGUUUGUGACGCCGCCUCGCAAAGCAACCGCACAGCUAAGCUAUAUUCCAACGAGUGCUAUUUGAGAGAGGCGUAGCUUCGUCAAAGAGAGAGAGAGAAAGAACUUGUAUUGCUCAGUGAGUCAGUUAACAACGUAUAAUAUUAUUUUCUCUCGGAUUAUACUUUCCAGAAUCUGCGACGUGUGAUUUUGUAACAAGUGUACUCCUAUCCGUAAUAGUACGUGAUGUGGACAUCGGUUUGAGAAGCGCGUUGUCUCACCGUUGUCCAUGGUUCUUCGCAUGUGUGAAUAUAAGUUAGACAUGGACAUUGAUAACCAGAGCGAGGACGGGGAGAUCAAGAAGAGCCCAUCGAAAGAUAUGGGUGAUUACAGGUUUAAAGAUUGACCAGCCAUGAAACGACCACGAGGAGUUUUCGUGCGCGAUCAAGUGCGACAGAAUGUUCGAGACAUUCUCGAACGGAAUGCGCUACUUGGAUGCACGAACUGUUCGAAAGCGUGAUAUGUAUUAUAAUACGAGUUCGCGAACUCUUUAUAGCUUUUCAGAGGAAGAAGGUGGCGAUACUGCUGAUUCUUUAGAUAUUAAGCCACCACAAGCAGUUGUGCGUCACCAUAAGUCGAGCUCAUCUCGUCGUAGGGAGAAACACAGUGACAGAAGAAGUCGUAGGGAUGAGAAAGAACGCAAGUCGCGUCAACACGAACGCGAGGACAGGCACAGGGAUAAACACAGACAUCGUAGGCAUGUUGGAGAGCCUUUGGAAAGAUCUGAACGUUUGGAAAGUUCCAAGAGAAAUCGUGACAGAAUAGAACGUCUAGACAGGAUGGAGAGUCAUUCGCGAGACAGGGAAUCAUCUAGACACGAACGGAAAGAAAGAACUACAGGAGAUCGUGUUUUAGAAGAUUUGAGAGAAAGGUUACUAGAUAAAAGAAGAGAAAGGCGGGAAGAACCGCGUGAUAUUCGCGAGUAUAAAAUCGAAUCUCGUCGCGAAUUGCGAUUAGAGGACACGAGAGAGAUGCGCGAGCCGCGCGACCGUCGGGAAGUACGGAUGGAAGACAUCCGAGAACGUCGUGAGUUGCGAAUCGUGGACGAUAAUAGAGACCGUCGUGAAAUUCGCGUGGAGGAACAGAGGCAUAUACGAAUGGUCGUGGACGAACAGUUUUCGGAGAACGAGUUGAUAGAUCGGCCCAAAAAACGCCGCAAGGUGUCUCACAAGCACGACAGAAUGCGCGAGAGAGACCAGGAAAAGAUGGAACGCGAGAAGGAGCAUAGAGAGAAGCAACUGCGCGAGGCGAUGGAAAUCGUGACCGACGAGAUCAACGAGAUGGAAACGCAAAGUGAAAUCCCGAUACAACUGAAAGAUCCGAAAGAAAUGACGGAACAAGAACUUAGGAAAGAGAGACUUCUGGAAGCUGAUCGAGAGAUGGCCAGGAGAAAGGAAGUUUCCAGAAUGGAAUUAGAAGCGAGAAGAAUGAAAAGGGGUGAGAAACGGCCUUUGAGUCCGGAAAAUAAUCCGGAUCCUUCGAUCGUGGAGUUGUCGGACGAGAGCGGUAGUCCUGCUCAUUCCGAAGGCGCGCAUUCUAAAUCGCUGGAAUCCAGGCAUUCAUCGGAAGGAGAAAGAAGUAUACGCGACCGAUCGUCGGACCGACGCUCGUCGGACUCUUCAGAAUCGAGCAGUGACGAUGACGACGAGUCGAAUGAGUCGAACAAAGGCUCCAAUGGCGAUUCUAACGACGGCUCGGAUUAUAACAAUCCGAGUCCUCUCUCUGUCGAUCGGUUAGCGAAGUCUGAUCAUUCGGGCGGAGAAUCUCCUGGACACGUGGACUCUAACAAUGCGUCUAAGAAUGUGGAGAAAGAGGAGAAGAAAGAAGAAGAAGAAGAGCCUGAAUUACCGCCGUAUCUACCAGCUAUUCAAGGUUGUAGAAGCGUCGAAGAAUUUCAGUGCCUGAACCGAAUCGAGGAGGGUACAUACGGAGUCGUAUACAGAGCGCGUGAUAAACGCACGGACGAGAUAGUCGCGUUGAAGCGACUGAAGAUGGAGAAGGAGAAGGAGGGUUUCCCGAUCACGAGCCUCAGGGAAAUCAAUACGUUGUUGAAGGCACAACAUCCCAAUAUCGUCACUGUUCGGGAGAUAGUUGUCGGCAGCAACAUGGACAAGAUAUUUAUCGUCAUGGAUUACGUGGAACAUGAUCUGAAGUCCCUCAUGGAGACUAUGAAGCAGAAGAAACAAGUGUUCAUACCUGGAGAGGUCAAGUGUCUCAUGCAGCAAUUGUUGCGCGCGGUUACGCAUCUGCAUGAUAAUUGGAUACUGCACCGUGACUUGAAGACGUCCAACCUGUUGCUUAGUCACAGAGGCAUCUUGAAGGUUGGCGACUUCGGCUUAGCACGGGAGUAUGGCUCCCCUUUGAGACAAUAUACUCCGGUCGUGGUUACACUUUGGUACAGGGCUCCUGAGUUGUUGCUCAGCGACAAGGAAUACAGCACUCCUGUGGAUAUGUGGUCUGUUGGGUGCAUCUUUGCGGAGCUCCUGCGCAUGGAGGCGUUGUUUCCUGGCAAGUCGGAGAUGGAUCAGCUGAAUAAGAUAUUCAAAGAAUUAGGAACUCCAAGUGAAAGAGUUUGGCCAGGAUACAACAGAUUACCUUUAGUCCCAAAAAUCCCAUUCGCGCAUUAUCCUGUAAAUAGUCUACGACAAAGAUUCAGCUUGUCGUUAUCCGAACUAGGCAUUGAGUUGUUGAACAAAUUUUUGACAUACGAUCCUCGUCAGCGUGUAACUGCUGAAGACGCCCUGGGUCAUGGAUAUUUCACGGAAGCGCCAUUGCCGAUCGAUCCGCAGAUGUUUCCCACUUGGCCCGCGAAGUCGGAGCAGGGAACCAGAACUACGAACGCGUCUCCUAAACCUCCAAGCGGUGGCAGAGAAUAUAAACAGUUGGGCGACGGUGACGACGCCGAUUUAAGCAACUCCGGUUUUCACAUGGGACUGACAGAAAGUGGCAGAGCCCCAUCUGUCGGUGGUGGUUUUCACUUGAAAUUUUAAACGCGUAGUAACCGAUUUGCACGGUUUGUAUUCUAAUUUCGGAGUUUUUAUCAUUUGAAUAUUGUGUAAAAUAUACAUCAUAUUUAUUUGUACGUAGUAAGACAGAUUCAACGUUAAAUAAGAGAUAAACUUGGCGCGAGGCACUAUCGUGCCUCUUGAUAAAUGUACAUUUAUUCCAUUCUCUUUCUGUGUAACUGAUAAUAUUCUUGUUUUCAUUUCUAUUAACUGUACAGGGUAUGAUACCGAUAAUCAUAUAAAAAUCGAGAAAUUUGUAGGUAGUAAUUCUAUACUAUACUAAUUAGUCUUUGUGAUCGAAUAUUUACAUUUAGAACAUUGAUAUAUAAGAAAUGAGAAUAAGCAAAACAAUAGAAAAUGCGAUGAAGAGAAAGAGAAAGAGAGUUGUAACAAAGAAGUAUGA